GGAUGUUGUCUCGCACCGGAAGAGAAGGGGCCGCUUUCCCAGCCAUCUUGUGUCAGCAUCCAGCGACUCGCUCGCAUCAAGCCUCUUCCAAUCGGCGGUAAAUCCAGCUGAAGGGGCGCCAUCAUGCCCGGGCACCUGCAGGAAGGCUUCGGCUGCGUCGUAACCAACCGCUUCGAUCAGCUACCGGACGACGAGUCGGACCCGUCGGAGAUCCUGAAAGCUGCCGAGAACAAGAAGAAGGAGGCGGCCGCCGCUGGCUCCGCUAAGAGCGCCGCUCAAGCCUCCAAGCCGCCCAAGAAGGAGUCACAGAAGGAUAGGAAGAACACGCUCGCGGAUAAGAAGGACGAGCCCCAACCGCCGGUGCCGCUGAAAAAAGAAGGUAUGAGGCGAGUGGGUCGACGGCCAGAACAGCAGCAGGGUCACCAGGGCUCGCAGCAGCAGGGGGGCCAAGGUGACGGGCGACCCGGAGACAAACGGCCAGACCGCAGACCCCCUCGAGAGCGACGCUUUGAGAAACCGGCCGAGGGAGACGGCCCCGACUUCCCUGCGGAGAAGCCCUUCGGAGACCGACCACCAAGAGGGCGCGGCGGCGGCCGAGGUGGCCGCGGAGGCCGAGGGCGGGGCAUGGGCAGAGGGGACGCUUUCGACUCUCGCGGAAAACGAGACUUUGACAGACACAGCGGCGCUGACAAAUUGAAUCAGAAAAGCGAGAAGCGCAGUGGCAGCGGCUCACACAACUGGGGGAAUGUGAAGGAGCAAGUCAGCGAGGCCGAACCGAGCCCCGCCCCCGCUGCCGAGACCACCACGGAGGGUGAGGAGCAGGCGCCCGCCGGCUCGGAGAAUAAGGAGAACGAGGCGGAAGACGUGAAACCGGAAGGCCCCCGAGAGAUGACGCUGGACGAGUGGAAGGCCAUGCAGGACAAGGAGCGCACUAAGGUGGAGUUCAACAUCCGCAAGGCCAACGAGGGUACCGACAGCCAGUGGAAGAAAGGAUACGUGCUGCACAAGUCCAAAAGCGAAGAUAGGCCUGUCGGAACUUUGAUUGACGCCCCGGAAACAGAAGUCGACGCGCAAAGCCUGUACCAAAAGGGCACUGCGGACGAAUCCACCGAGCACCACUUCCGCAAGCCGGCCAACGACAUCACCUCUCAGCUGGAGAUCAACUUUGGAGACCUGGGCCGCCCCGGCCGCGGGCGCGGGGGCCCUCGCGGGGGCAGGGGGGCCCGCGGCGGGGGAGGCGGCAGGCCAGUGCGCAGCGGCCCGGGCCGCUCUGAAAAGGCAAGUGGCGUGUCGGUCCCCAACGUGGAUGACCCCGAGGCCUUCCCCGCCCUGGCCUGAAGGCUCCUUUGUUUCCCCCGGCCGACUCCUCCAUCAGCCCCCCCCCCCCCCAUUUACAAGGCUUGCAUGCUUACCCCAUUCUCAAAUAUUUAAGAAACCCAAAUGACAAAAAAA
Messenger RNA from Syngnathus acus (greater pipefish), 1452 nucleotides. Its product is annotated as plasminogen activator inhibitor 1 RNA-binding protein-like. The transcript has 9 exons. The coding region runs from base 124 to 1338 and encodes 404 amino acids. Gene Ontology annotation, molecular function: mRNA 3'-UTR binding. Gene Ontology annotation, cellular component: cytoplasm; nucleus. NCBI's taxonomy places the organism in Eukaryota, Metazoa, Chordata, Actinopteri, Syngnathiformes, Syngnathidae. The record is from RefSeq and is a predicted model, not a curated record.